Pyrus x bretschneideri (Chinese white pear) is the source of this 850-nucleotide messenger RNA. RefSeq names its product NADH dehydrogenase [ubiquinone] iron-sulfur protein 4, mitochondrial. The record is from RefSeq and is a predicted model, not a curated record. NCBI's taxonomy places the organism in Eukaryota, Viridiplantae, Streptophyta, Magnoliopsida, Rosales, Rosaceae. The transcript is spliced from 5 exons. Bases 40 to 618 code for a protein of 192 amino acids. Gene Ontology annotation, biological process: electron transport chain.
CCGCGAGUAUUGGUUCUUCCGUUGAUUCGUGAACCUGCGAUGGCGAGCUCUCUGCAGCGCAUAUCAAGCCACGCUCGUCUUCUCCGAGCCUCUGUUGCCUCAAGGUCCAGGCCGUUCUCGACGGACGCUCUAGUCGAAUACAUGCCCGGGGAGAUCGGAAAGGUCGCCGGCAUUCCCGACGAACAUCUUCGCCGGAGGGUUAUAAUAUACUCACCUGCAAGAACUGCAUCUCAGCAAGGAUCAGGGAAAGUUGGGAAGUGGAAAAUCAACUUUGUGUCAACACAAAAGUGGGAGAAUCCAUUGAUGGGAUGGACUUCCACUGGGGACCCAUACGCACACGUUGGUGAUUCGACACUGGGUUUUGACAGCGAAGACGCUGCAAAGUCCUUUGCAGAGAGACAUGGUUGGGAUUAUGUGGUUAAAAGGCGGCAAACGCCAUUGUUGAGGGUGAAAGCAUAUGCAGACAACUUCAAGUUUAAAGGCCUCCCAAAACUGAGGAGAAUUGAUUUUGCUUCAAUGGUUUUGUUUCCGUGGUCAAUCUCAGGAGGGAGGCUGUUGCAACAAUUCUUUGCAGUACCCUUGUCGUAUUUCAUUGAACGAGUUACUUGGUCCAAAUGAAACAGACUGCAAUAAUAAACGCGAUUCAUGCUGUGAAGUAUCUUCUCCUAUUUCUUUGGUAUAAAUGACAGUGCCUUUGUAUUUCUUGUCUGUUCGAUAGUAUUUUUACAGUUUUUGUAUUCCAUGUUUUGUAUUUGGUUGUAUUCCCCAUACGUGCAUUCCAAUCCCAGUUCGAGAAAUGAUGGAACGGAUAACUUUGCUUGCAAUGCACUGCAGUUUGAAUUUUUUUCUU